Messenger RNA from Lottia gigantea (owl limpet), 1878 nucleotides. RefSeq lists its product as hypothetical. The record is from RefSeq and is a predicted model, not a curated record. Gene Ontology annotation, molecular function: LIM domain binding. The transcript is spliced from 8 exons. Gene Ontology annotation, cellular component: transcription regulator complex; nucleus. NCBI's taxonomy places the organism in Eukaryota, Metazoa, Mollusca, Gastropoda, Lottiidae. The coding region runs from base 400 to 1536 and encodes 378 amino acids. Gene Ontology annotation, biological process: nervous system development; positive regulation of transcription by RNA polymerase II; negative regulation of transcription by RNA polymerase II.
CACAUGGCUAUAAGACCAAGUUUCUACGUGGCUUCUAAUAUACCUAGUAGAUAAUCUGUGUUAUUAUAACUCUAUUGUAUCAUACUCUUCAUAGUGGUGAUAUUCACUAACUCUACAUGUUUUCAAAUCCAGGAAAAACUUUCACUUCAUUUGUAGAACUGAUAGUCCAAUAUUGUGGUCACAUUCAUUGAAGGAUGUUGUUGUUUACUUUUACUGGACUAUAUAGAGUGGACACAAUGUUAUUGUUAUAUAAAUAAAACUUGUAGAAGUCAAUAAAUGACUAGUGUAGUAUUGUAUCAAUGUAAUGUGUAAUAUAUAAGGCACGUGCCAAUAGGAUGUGUACUUAAAGUGUGGAUUUAUUAAUUGUUUAAGUGUGUUUCAUACAGAAAAAUCAUCAACAUGAUGCAUUCCGACCCAUUCUAUUAUUCUCCUAUUUCUAAUUUCUAUAGGCGUCCUACCCCAUACAUGGGCCAACCAGACUUCAGAAUUUAUGAACUUAAUAAAAGAUUACAGCAGAGAACAGAGGAAAGUGAUAAUUUAUGGUGGGAUGCUUUCACAACAGAAUUUUUUGAAGAUGAUGCUACCUUGACCUUAGCUUUCUGUUUAGAAGAUGGACCAAAAAGAUAUACCAUUGGUCGAACCUUGUUACCACGCUAUUUUCGUAGUAUUUAUGAAGGAGGAGUAACAGAUCUGUACUAUGUCUUAAAACAUCCCAAAGAGUCUUUUCACAAUACCACCAUAACAUUAGAUUGUGAUCAGGCAAUGAUGGUCACUCAACAUGGUAAACCAAUGUUUACUAACGUUGUUACAGAAGGAAGACUGAUAUUAGAAUUUACCUUUGAUGAUCUGAUGAGAAUAAGAUCUUGGCAUUUUUCAAUUCGUCAACAUCGAGAACUUAUACCUAGAAGUGUUAUAGCUGUCCAGCAGGAUCCUGCCAUGGUUGAACAGUUGUCUAAAAAUAUUACUAGACAAGGUUUAACCAAUUAUACGCUCAAUUUUCUCAGGCUAUGUGUGAUAUUAGAACCAAUGCAGGAGUUAAUGUCCAGACAUAAAGCUUAUGGAUUAAAUCCCAGAGAUUGUCUCAAAACAACGCUCUUCCAGAAAUGGCAAAGAAUGGUUGCUCCACCAGGUAAAGGUAAGAGAAAUGUUCGACCACCUAGUAAAAGACGGAAGAGAAAACAAUCAACAGGAAGUAAUUCUAAUUCUAAUAGUAGAGAUGGUGCACCAGCUGGUAAACAAAAACGAUCACCAGGUCCACAGGGUUUCAAUAUAAACACAUCAGAUGUAAUGAUGGUAGGAGAACCAACAUUAAUGGGAGGAGAAUUUGGUGAUGAAGAUGAAAGGUUGAUAACUCGUUUAGAAAAUAAUCAGUAUGAAUCAAACGGAAAUGAUGAAGAACAAGAUAAAUUUCAACAUUCACCAGCAUUACAACAUAGUCCCUGGGGUCAAGAUAAAAAGACCCCUCAACCUCCAACGUCAGCGUCAGGUGGUCCUCCCAAUGGUGGGGGUGGGGAGGUUGAAACAAAAGUAGAGUGACAAUAGUGCCUGUUGUUGAUUGUAAGUUGAGCAAUAUUAAACAAAUAUUUUCACUUGAUUUCAAUUAUCUACAUCAUUAUUUAUAUUGUUAAGCUAUCUCAUUGGAUUAGGACAACGAUAGUUUAUACUUGGCCGCCAUUUUUAACCUUUAACUUAUAUAGUUUUCUUGGGUUAACUCAAUUCAUGCUAGUCAUUGUAUGAGUUACUGUAGUCACACAUUCAAAACAUAACCCAAUUUAGCUUGUAUAUGUUUGAAUUCCAUUCAUUAUAUCUAAAAAAUAUACUGCUCCUGCUUAUGCAUGAAAAGUUGUCGAUAUUAUGACUAUAGACUAUUAUGUGGCU